Pseudocercospora fijiensis CIRAD86 is the source of this 3522-nucleotide messenger RNA. RefSeq lists its product as uncharacterized. The transcript is spliced from 12 exons. The coding region runs from base 1 to 3522 and encodes 1173 amino acids. The record is from RefSeq and is a predicted model, not a curated record. NCBI's taxonomy places the organism in Eukaryota, Fungi, Ascomycota, Dothideomycetes, Mycosphaerellales, Mycosphaerellaceae.
AUGCGUGAUGCGGGCUGCCAAGGUGUCAACGUCAAACGUCGGCUCGCCAUGUCAGCGGCCUGGCUGAAGAUGUUCCUUGCGGCAAAGGUUUCGGCUUUGCUUCAGAGUGUCGGUCACAAACGGGCUUGUCUUGAUCUCCCAGCUCCUUCCUUCACGCCAGGCGCCCAAGAGACCCCGCAGCAGCUGAAGCAGGUAUCCAUGCGCACAUGUGAGUGCUGCAUUGAACAGUUUCAACGGCCGUUGACUUCAUCCUUUCGCUUUGCUCCUCCGAAUCUUAGGCAGGCCUUCUCCAGAGCUGCGUACCGAGACGAGGAGCUGGCUGCAGCUUUGCCGGACGGGCGGCGGCGACGUGCGAAGAACGAAGCAGUGCAAUUGGUUAUCACGACGAUGGGUAGGAUGGGGUCACUGGGGUCCGCCGCGGUGCUCUCCAAAUUUCACGCCCAUGAUCCAUCUUCUUUCACCGGCAGCGCUCUUGUUUGCUGGGCCACGCGCCUUUCGAUGUACACACCACAGACCAUCACGAACCACUGCUGGGCCGGGCCGGGUGAACGAGCAGGAGCGGCGGCCGCUGAUGCAGCAUUGCAGCACACGUGCACAUGCAGUUCUACCCUGCAUCCUCACCACACCUCCGUCUUUUUAGACCGGCACCGGCACUGGCACGCCUGCUCACCGCGACGUCCGCGCCCCCUCGCCAUCGCCAUCGCCAUCGCCAUCGCCAUCGCCAUCGCCAUCGCCAUCGCCAUCGCCAUCGCCAUCGCCAUCGCCAUCGCCAUCGCCAUCGCCAUCGCCAUCGCCAUCGCCAUCGCCAUCGCCAUCGCUACCACCAUCAACACACAUACCGACCACCACUGCCACAUCCGCACUUCGCUCGGCGCCAGCAUUGCGGCCGCCAGCAUGAAGCGCAAGUUUUCCUUCGACAUUCCGAAGCUGGUGAGUACCAUGUCCCUGGGUAGAUCUGCUGCGCGCCAGAUUCGUGAUAUUGCGCCGCGCCCCAAAAUCGGUUCGCUGCGACCUGAGGCUGCUUCUAAACAGCAUCAGCAUGAGUUGCGCGGCCAUCUCCUUGUAUCCCCCACCGAGUCACGACCUCCGACGCCGAAAAGUGUACGCCCACCGCUUUCAGGAGACGUGGACGCCGAAUUGCGCGCCGCAUGCACAUAUAUCAUUACACACCCCAAACCUUCUCAUGAAAUAUGGGAUCGAUCCGCAACCAGGCCGGCAUUGGACUAUGCUUCCAUCAAGGCCGACGUAGACUUGGCUCCCAUAGGCCCAGUCCGGACUCGAAGCACGCGUCACAAGCCGGAGCCCUCGCACGAGUCCUCCAAGUACAGCUACAGACCACACAUUGCCGUUGAGGAUUUGUUCAAGAAUGAGAAGCCUUUGCCGCAGACAAGCGCACGCUCACGCGCUGACCAGCUUAUGGCUGGGGCUGCAGUAGGCGCACCAAGUGUUGUUUCAAGACAUUCGCGAACUGCUUCACAGCAACAGCCAGCACUGUAUACCAUUCGAACUGAAGCACACGAGAAGCCAAGGAUGCUGGGCAGAUCAGAUUCUGUUGGUACCUCUGGAUCAACACCUCAAACAGAUUCAACUGACUACCCCUGGUCGGCAUCUACUGGAUUGACCUCUGCCGCAAUCACACCUUCACGCUCCAAGAGAACUUCGUCUCAGGCUGUUACUUCUGCAUCUGAAAGCGGAAGUGCCCCGAAGAUUGAAGCGGUCAAUGCAGAAUGGAUGCGUGCAGAGCUCGAAAAGCACAAAAAGCUCAUUGAAGAAAGGGAACGCGCACGGGAACGAGUGAACGACCAAUCUACCGACUUUACGCCGACCUACUUACCCAAACGAGCGCCCACGCCUCAGGCCCUUGCUCAAGUACCAGCUCGAAAACCUGUGCCUUCUCGUCCGGGAAGCUCACAGGCGAGAGAAUCAUCUCGAGCAGGGACUAGGCAAGUGAGUCGUCAAGAAAUCAGGGAUGAUCCUCAGCAGAUCGAUCGAGGCACGGUCGAGCGUGGUCGAUCCGAAAGUUUCCAGAAAGGUCCGGAAGCCGAAGAUAGAGGCAGAUUGCUUGCUCGUUCAAGCAGUCGCCUUGGAAAAGCUGCUCGCUCGGCCAGUCGAGCGGCACUGCAAGCUGCGAACAAGGCGGAAACCAUCACUAACGAUAUCGUUGGCCAUUACUUCCGGCCUAAUCCAGACCAACCCACGCAGGACCCGCCCGAGCGACCUCCAAGUAGAGCACGAGAUUUUACUUCAAAUGUCAAGGAGUAUUUCAGGCCCGGCUCUUCCACGGGCAAUCGAAGUAGGAAACCCAGCAUCGAUCUCAACCGAGGCCAUAGGCGAUCACAGUCUUUUGAAUCGCAGCGAAGUGGUUUCGCACCUUCUGAGCGGUCUUUGAGAUGGCGAGGGAAGCUGUUCAACAGGAGUCGAUCCAAUGUUGCUUUGGUGGACGAUAACACAGUCUCGCCACCACCUCAGCAACAGAAGCCUCCGAUUGAUCUCAACAGAGAACUUCCACCCUUGCCAAGCCUUGAUCAGUGGAAAGAUGACAAGCCGGACGCGCCAGCACAGGCACCUGUUGAGCGAAGGCACACUCCUGGAACUGAGAAGCCAAGGAGUCGGGCGCCUAUGGUUGAAGGUCUCCGCCGAGCCUUGUCGAGGAAGGACUUGCGCCUUGCCGCUUCACCCAAGCUAGCGACUAAAGAUGAAGCCAUCGCGGCACGUCUCGGCUCCCCCACUCCCCCAAUGUCACAGAAGCAAACUGUUGACACGAAGAGGCCAACGCCGAAUUGUCUACAUCCAUCACCGAGCCCACCUCCACUCUCUGGAAGUUCUCAACUCAGCUCGCCAUUGGCAAAUGAGUUCGAUCUUUCGUCUUUGUCGCUGGGCGGAGGAAGCAUUGAACCGAUGCGCAGUAAUGGGUCCGGAAGUAGCGGGCAGAUGAGACCCGACCAAUUGCGAAGUCCACACAUACAUACUCAGCAGCUAACUCCAGAAAAGGCCUCGCGAAGGAUGCCUCAUAUUGCCGACUACUCCCGUGGUGUAGGAGGUCCUGUUCGUCCUUGGAAUCGUAUAGAAACCAACUCAAGUACGCCAUUUGGCCACUCGCGUCAAAGCAGCAAUAAGGAGAAUACUGCUCGCAAGUACAGUAUGGAUGAAUAUAGCUGCCCGCAUGACGACAGGUAUCAGAACACCGUAGAGGUCAAGUCAACGCAUUCGAGUGACAAGAAGCGGUGGUGGCAGGGCGGCAAGAACAGGAGACCUUCGCAAGCGAACUGGAUGGACCAGGUCGUGAAAUCAGGUGCGAGGAAUGGCAUGCUCAUGGCUGACGAUGCUGCUGGCGCACCAGCCCGUCAGAUCGCUGGAGUUCAGAUACUCGACCAUUGCCAGACCUGGAGCCCAUCGUCUAAUGGUCGGAAUGCCGCUCAAGCACAACCCGAGCCCUCAGUCCCGAUCACGGUUUGGAAGUGCGAUGGCAUACCCGCACCGCAUCGAAAUAACCAUUUCGUCACGCACAUGCUUUCGACAUAA